This is a messenger RNA of Ictidomys tridecemlineatus (thirteen-lined ground squirrel), 1936 nucleotides long. Its product is annotated as sperm motility kinase 2B. The record is from RefSeq and is a predicted model, not a curated record. Gene Ontology annotation, molecular function: ATP binding; protein serine/threonine kinase activity. Gene Ontology annotation, cellular component: cytoplasm. Gene Ontology annotation, biological process: protein phosphorylation; intracellular signal transduction. Lineage: Eukaryota; Metazoa; Chordata; Mammalia; Rodentia; Sciuridae.
GAAGCUCUUGGUGGUGACCUGUCGGACUCCCAGCUAGUUAGUGCGUUUGGUGGUUGGUGGUUGGUGGUUGUUGGUGGUGGUCUUUGGCUAUUGGUUCUUUGGUUUGGGUUUGUUGUUUUGUCUUGUUUGUGUUUUUGAUUUGGAUUUGUUGUUUUAGUCUGUUAUUUUGUUUUUAAGCUAGCAUCCUUGGGUGGUAUUCCUGCUUAGGAUGGAUAGCCAGAGUAGUGAGAUUAGUGUAGUGCCGCAGGGGCCCAGCUCCUGCCACGAGGCAGUCCUGAGGGACCACCAGUACCAGGUCCUGAGGGACAUCGGGUGUGGCGGGUUCGGCCAGGUCCAACUGGCCCGCCAUGGCCCCACAGGAGCAGAGGUGGCAGUGAAGGUCCUGCCCAAGACAGUGCAGAACCUCCCGUUCCUGGCCGAGCCCCAUACGAUGAGGAGCCUGAAGCACCCCCACGUGAUUCAGUUGUUUGAGGUGCUGGAGACGCCCCAGAAUAUCUACAUGGUGAUGGAGCACGGAGGUGGGGGCCCGCUCCAGGACUACGUCCCCGAGGGAGGCCUGCAGGAGGAGGAGGCGCGCAGGCUCUUCCGGCAGAUAGUGAGCGCCGUGGGCUACUGCCACGACAGGGGCUUCGUGCACAGGGACCUGAAGCCAGAGAACAUCGUGCUGGACGCCAGAGGCCAGGUCAAGCUGAUCGACUUCGGCUUCAGCACCACGGUCCACCCUGGGCAGAAACUGCGCGAGUUCUGGGGCACCCUCUCCCACUUUGCCCCCGAGAUUAUCCUGAGGCAAGCGUACGAGGGCUCCCCGGUGGACAUCUGGAGCCUGGGGGUCAUUCUCUACUUCAUGUUGACAGGGCGGUGCCCCUUCACGGGGCCCACGGCUAAGAAGAUGCUGAGGAAGAUCGUGCGGGGCGCCUACUGCCUCCCCCACCGCGUUUCGGCGCCAGCGCAGAUCCUCCUCCGCCAGAUCCUGACCCGGGACCCCCGCAAGCGGCCCACGGCCAGGCAGAUCCUUCAGCACACCUGGCUGGCGCAGGGGGAGCAGCCUGUACCCCGGGAUUAUGGGGAAGCCCUCCCCACACACCCGGACCCCGAAAUACUGACCGUCAUGUUCGAUAUGGGAUACGAUCUGCAGGACACCUGCGGGUCUCUGGCCCAGGGGAAGUUCAAUGCAGCCAUGGCCACCUACCUCAUCCUGGAGCACCAGAAAAGCCAGGGGGCCGGCGUGUUCCAGGGGACUGCUGCGCCCCCCAGGGUGAAGCCUUGCCCCCGCCCCCGCCCCGUGGAUCCUUCCAGCUCCCUGGUUCUCCCCAAGAGGUGUCCCAGUGAGCCUUCCCUUCGCCCCUUGCCCUUGCCCUUGCCCUUGCCCUGUGAGCCUCCGUUGCUGGAGGAGGCCCAAGUGUCAGGGCAGAGGCACAUCCGAAUUGCCAGCCAGCCUGCCAUCCAUUUCCACUUUCCGCCUGCAAGGACCCCCGCAUCGGAUUCAGCCUCCCAGACCGACUCUGGGCAAACCUGUGCCAGCAGAAAGUUCUGGAAGCGAGUGUUGGGGAGGAUUGCUUCCUGUGGGCUACAACUGUGCUGUUGCAUUCCACGUGUCAGCACUAAGGUGGCUCCAAUGUAAGAGUGCAGAGACCUGCCAGAUACACAGCGAAGCUCCAAGCUGUGCCCUGUGGAGCCUCACUCCUCGUGUGGCCGCCAUCGGCCAUGUGGACUCUGCAGAGCUGCAGGAGCAAGAUGUGCUGCCUGCCUCAGGUUCCCGUGCCGGGUUCCAGCUGAGAGCACUUCUGCCUCCACCAGGACAUCAGGACCCUUCUCUGCCCCCACCUGCAGAAGACGUCAGACUGUCUCCCUGGGAUGCUUCGCCUACCCUGCUCCUCUGUCCUUUCAUUUUUCUGAGAUGUUUCUUAAUAAAUUUGUUUCAAAUUGUGUAAUUAAA